Penaeus chinensis is the source of this 2164-nucleotide messenger RNA. RefSeq lists its product as uncharacterized. NCBI's taxonomy places the organism in Eukaryota, Metazoa, Arthropoda, Malacostraca, Decapoda, Penaeidae. The transcript is spliced from 3 exons. The record is from RefSeq and is a predicted model, not a curated record. The coding region runs from base 137 to 2164 and encodes 675 amino acids.
CAGUACGAUAGUGUUACUUCCUACUACGCUCGUAGAAAUCAGGAAAAAAUAGAAUGAAGACAGAGGAAGAUACGCACUGCUAGAGGCACUGCCAGUAUUACCAGAGCUACCCACUCAAUAGUAGCAGGCAUUGGGUAUGGAGCCUCUGGAAAAAGCCUUUGUAGUAGUGGAAGAAGUUGUUGGAAAAAUAUGCAGAUCUCUGGGACCAGAAGCUCAGAAUCAUAUCAACCGGGACAGGCUAUUUACUAAAGCAGAAAGACAAAUAAAAAAUGGCCUGUCAGUUGAGGUAGCCUCCAAGACCAUUGUGAGUGCUUUGAUACCGGAUAUUCAAGCUACCUUGAAAGAAAGAGUGAAGGACCAUCAACAUCAUGAUGUUCAAGAGAAUGACUUUCCUGAAGUCAAAGAGGAGAACAUAGAACCUUCUGUUUUCCCGCCUGAAUUGAGAGCAAGCACUUCUCGAAGCCCAGUGUACUCGGAUGGCCAAAAUGGUUCAUCAGCUAGGGAAUCAAGUCAGUCUUCCUCUACAACACUGGAUUCACCACAGUCUGCGGAGUCUCAGAGCUCAUCUACUGCCAUGACAUUGAACGAUUUAUCGGAGAUCAGUGUGCUGACUCCUGAUCCACCUAAACCAGCUCCUGUCAUUGAAAUACUUGAUGAUAGCCUCUCCUCCCGUCCAUCAUCUAGGAAUAGUGAUAUCCUUAUAGUAGAAGAAGUGGAGAAACCAAAUAAGCCUAGUGCUAGAACUGAAGGCAAGACAUCUGAUGACAAAAAGAAGAAUGAAGACAUAAGCAAAAUUUUGUCCAUGCUUCAUGAUUUGGAAAAGACUUUGGGCUUGGCCAAGGCAAAGGAAAGUGAGCAAGAGAUAGAAGAAGGGCCAGAAAAUGGAAAAGAUACAAAACAGUCCAGAAAUUUCAAUAAAAUGUCCUCUGAUGAUGAGAGUGAUAGUAAAGAUUCAAAGGUAAUGGCUGAUGAAUUACAAAAUUCUUCAAGCUCUUCAGAAAAUAAAAGUGAUGCAAUAGGAAAUAAGUCUACAAAGAAAAAAAGUACACUUAUAAAUGGAAUUAAUAGUUUUGAUAUAGAAAAAGAAUUAGCAGAAGCCAAAGCAGAUAGUUAUACUGAUGAAAACAGAAACAAGAAAACUAAUAUAAAUGGCUUGACAAGUAUGCUGAAUGAAAACUCACUUAAUCAUAAUCAUCCUUCACAGGAACUUUGGUUAGAUGCUCACUUUGUAUGUUCGUUGCUUCCAUAUUUCCAAUUAAAUGAUGUGUACCAAAGUAUGUUUGAUAAUUACUAUCAUCCAGACCGCAGGGCAUAUGUCUUAGGUUUAUAUAUAGAGUUAGCAGUUGAUCAAGGGGAGAUGGUACCAGACAGGGUGUUUCAUGGCCUGCGUGCUGCAAAAAAACGCCCUCAUGGGGAUACUGUUGGGUCAGGUUCAAAUGCUGGUGUGAAGAGAUUCAAAGUUGAAGAAGGUGGUGCAAAAUGUGUUAGUGAAAUAAAACAGUGGCAGUCAGUGGGUGAAACAAAGCAGUUGUUGAGUGACUCUGUCCCCUCUACAAGUGGUGCUGUGGUUCGAAAAGUAGCGGCAGAUAGUACAUUUAAAGAUGAAUAUGUAAAGUUGUUUGAACCAGAUGUAGAAACCCCUUAUGCUGCUAGUAGACUGAAUGAAAAUAAACAGGAAAAUGAUUAUUGGACUAGUGAACAAAAAGAGGUGCAAGAUGAAAGACAGAAGUGGUGUAAAGAAAAAGCAAAUUUUAUUGCUGAAGUGAUUCCAGGGGUUGAAAAAGAUUCUUUAAGAGUGCAGAUACAGAUGUGUCAUAGUGAUGCUGAUGUGGAGAGAUUGAUAGUAAGACUAAUGGAAGAGGGUCCUCCCCCUGAUCCUCCUGACACCCCACAAGGGUAUCCUCCCUCCCUUGUCUCCCCGGACCGACCAGAAACCAGUGCUUUCCAACCUGUGGAGCGAGCAAGUACUAGUGCUUUCCAGCCGUUUGAACAGGGAAGCUCUAAUGACAGCUCCCCAGGAGCCAGUUCAAGUGAAAGCCAGACUGCUGGGGAAGGCAGUGAUGAGGCAAAUGGUGUGGAAAUAGAGGAAAAGAUCAUGUCCCACGUUGCAACACUGUGUGAAAUGUUCAGUGAUGCUGACCCAGACUACCUUCAGGAGAGGUGA